This is a messenger RNA of Cetraspora pellucida, 1080 nucleotides long. Lineage: Eukaryota; Fungi; Glomeromycota; Glomeromycetes; Diversisporales; Gigasporaceae. The record is from the annotation of a GenBank genome assembly.
AUGGUUGUUAUUAUGUAUUCCAUUAAAAUUAUCACAAUCUUCAUUUUUAUUAUUUGUUUAAUCACAUUGGUUGAAUCACAAUCACAAUUCGACUGCCCUUCAAUAUCAAGUUCUGAUGAAGACCUGCAAACUUUCAUGAUUCAGCUUUCCUCACAGGAUGCAAAAGAACAACAUUAUGCAAUGUUAGAAUCUUGUUAUAAUAAAAGAGUUGGCGACUCUACUAUUCAAUCGAAUAAUCCUAAUGAUCAUGGCUUUAUUAAAGAUGUCAGCUUGGAAUCAUUCACCUGUUACAUUGGACAGUUUGGUCCUAGCCACGCUGCUGCAUUAGCUAGUUUACCUGAGGUUAUUCAUGUCGAACCUGAUUCGGAAGGUAGUUCUGCUGCUCCUCUCCAUAUUCAAAUUCUCGAAACUGAUGCCCCUUCUAACCUAGAUCGUAUUGAUCAACCAUCCCGCCCAUUGGAUGGAUCAUACACAUAUCCUGCCAGCUCUGGUAACGGAGUAAAUGUUUAUAUAGUUGACUCAGGUAUUAAUAUAGAUAAUGUAGAAUUUGAAGGACGAGCAACACGUGGACCUGUUUUCUGUAGUGGAUGUCCAAACAUAGAUGAUUUGGGUAUGUCUUUACAAAGUGAUCUUUCACAGGCUGUGAAUAAUGCAAUCAGACAACUAACUACAUUGGGAAUCCAUGUCAUUGUUGCUGCUGGAAAUUUUGCAAAAGAUGCUUGUACAAUUACACCAGCGUCAGCACCUGAUGCCAUAACAGUUGCUGCUACUGAUACUGAUACAGAUACCAUUGCUGAUUUCUCAGACUUUGGAACAUGUGUUAAUAUCUUUGCUCCAGGUACAAACAUCGCUGCAGCUGGAAACAAGAAUUCCUCUGCUCUAUCAAUUUAUACAGGAACUAGUCAAGCAACACCUCAUGUCGCGGGAACAGUUGCUUUAAUCAUUGCAUCUGGCGGAAAUAGAUCUCCAGCUCAAAUGAAGAUAGAUCUUGAUAAUCUAUCAACAAAAAAUAUAGUAUUGGGUAACAUUAAUGGAUCUCCAAACAGAUUUUUACGUGUUCCUUAUUGUGCUGCAUUCUAG